AUGCCCAUUCUAAAGAAGCUUCCAGGUAGGUCAAAGAGCUGCCACGAGUUCCCCAGGGUGAACGGUGAGCUCAUUCUACCGAGGCUCGAUUUGGACCUCAAGGACUUGAAUGACCUUAACGAUCUUAAGGACUUGCACGACCUGAAGGAUCUAAGCAAGAACCUCAACCCUUUCGAGAAUGUUGACCUAGAUGAAGAUGAGAGGAAUGACGGUGACACGGGGCUCAUCAUGGGGGAGGUCAGGGGUAAUAUCCAGCUCAAAUCGUCUCGCGAUGGAGAAGAGGAGGAAAAUGAGUUGAACGCAGAGAGACACGGGGUGGGAAACCCGAAAGGGAAGCCUCUGAGGGGCACCCUAGAGCGGAUUUGUGGCGUGUCGCCAUUGAAGACCCUUGGGAAAUUAGGCAAGGGCCUCCGCAAAUCUGGACGCAACGUGUGGGGGCACAACUCUCCUCACUAUUGCCCCAGGGACUCAAAUACGCUACCAACAGAGAGGGAAAGAAGGAAAGGACUACGCAGAAGCUCAGAAGGAAUUAUGACUCUCUUCCGUAUUAACGGCCGUCGUAAGGAGGACCGCAGAGAAAGCCUGCCCUGUGGAGACCUCAGAGCAGACAGCGAGGCGGAGGCUUUUAGGCGGCCGUCCUUCCUCAGGAUGGUCAGCCUUGGCAAACUGAAGAGGGAGUCCAUGUCCGACAAGGCCUCACAGGAGACGGAGGAGGAAACAGAGGAGGAUGAGCCAGUGGUCAAAACCAGAGAGCCCCUCUCAGUACUGGAGAUUCUACAAUUAGUCAACAAUCGAGACCUGCUUCUUGCCGACACACACAUCCAGGAACUGGAGCGAGAGUGUGAGCUGUUGUCUCUCCUGCCAACUCCAGCUACCAUGGACGACUCGCUCAGCUCGAACGCAACUCUGGAUUCAGGCCGCCGGAAAGAGAAGGACGUAGAGCUCCUCUACGAGGCUUUGAUGAGGGAGAUGUGGGACGUUGUACGCGAGUCACUCCGUCAGCCCAGCGCCGGUCCCAAUCUUGGCCUUGUGGUUCUAGUAAUUCAACAGGAAGAGCAUGCGGAUGUGACCUGGGCUCUCAGGGAGGAGAGUAAGCAAGAGCAAGAUCUGGACGCGGCUCCUCACAGCCAACAAAGCCACCGCCCUCGGCGUAUGAAGAUGAAGUGGAGGGAAGCAGUGGCAGAGGCCGCUGACUGGAGUCUACCACAACAGGUAGACACUCAGGCAGGCCAGCUAUCGUCAUACCUGGAGCGCCUAAGAAGUCGGAUGGUGGAUGACCUUGAUGCAGCAAAGAGGAACGCUGUUUCCAUUUACCCUGAGGAGUUUUCUGCAUUCCAAGUGUAUGUGGAAAGUUAUCAUCAAGCUGUGGCAAAACGGCUGAGAAAUCUGACGCGGGGCCCAUUGCAGAUUACCGACGUCUACUCAUUGUUGGACUGGUUCUACAAUAUCUACAACCGUGAUGUUCUGGGAACCAUUGGCACAGCAACACCCAUCAACUAUGCCUCGCUGGAGCCUAUUUUGCCUCAAGAUACAGUGGACCAGUUGGAAAAGGAGUGUCUAAGUAUUGUCAAAGAGAAAGUGACAAAAGAGUUAAUUCAGGUUCUGGAUGACGAAGAAAGGCGAUGGGCCCAAACUCUACACAUAGAGGACUAUCAGUCCCAACUCGCACGUUCUGUUAUUCAGAGGCUGAAAGUAGACCUGGACAAAUCUACAUCUGUAAAUCAAUUCUUAGGUGCAAGAGUGGCUCGCUUUAGUCUCAUCGGUUUGGCUGACUUUCUUUAUAGUUUCCAGAGAAAAGUGGAGAUGUUUCAUGAGACCCAAGCAGAGUUUGGGGAUCGAGGAGAUGGAUAUGUUUCCAGGACCAUAGCUCUUGUCAACUGCUGCCCUCCUCUGAGAUCCUUUGUGGAGCGCUGCAGGCAGUGUGACCCACAGGCCAGUGAGGACUCAGCAAAGAGAGCCAACUCCUCCUUGGACAGGAUCAUCAACCUGUCUGUUAGGGUGCUGACUGAAAGACUUUUUGAGCACAUUAGGCCGUUUUUUGACAAAAUGAUCAAGAGAAAAUGGCUGAAUAACACAGAGACAUUUGAGGGCAUUGAAGUCAGCAUCAAACAGCACUUCAAAAAGUUCAGAAGGAUGGAUCCACCACCUUAUCAAACUUUGGUGGGUGAGGUGCAUCGUCGGGUCAUAGUGGAGUAUGUCCGAGCUAUCAUGCGGGCACGCCUCGUUUGCACUUCCUCCAAGUUGAGAAAAAGGAUGGCUUUCCGCUUGCAAGAUGAGGCUAAACAGCUUAAAGGACUCUUUAAGGAUCUGGAAUCAAGUUCAUCUUGGUUGGACAGUCUCAUCUUCCAUCUAGCUGAUAUCAUUCUCCUUGAAGACACACCCUCCAUCCAGAUGGAGGUUGCUGUCCUGGUGAAAGAGUUUCCAGAUAUCCGGCAGAAACACAUCUCCACCCUAUUGAACAUACGAGGCAUGAUGCGUCAGACGGAACGUCAAGAGAUCCUCAACAUAGUUAAAGACUUUCAAUGCAGCUCUGCUGUAAUCUGCCGGGAUCACGUCGUCUUUUCUGAUAUUCCCAUGACCUCGGAGGUGCACUGCAUAAGCCUGGGAUUCCAGCGUCUUGCCAUGGCCGUCACCAACUGGUUCUCUGAGCACCGACCGAGGCAAGCCCGUAGGAAAAGCCAUGCAAAUGGCGAUGAUGGCGUGGCGCCUCCUUUGGCCUUUUGUCCUAAUGGGAGUGUUGAGCUGCUUGGCUCUGGAAAUCCACCUGGAGGAGUCACAGUACUACGCCGCCGAGGCUCCGAUGUCACAAUGGUUUGCCAGUACAAUGACACUCUGGACAGCUCGGGGUACAUCAUAUGGCUUUCCACCCCCAUUGAUGUCUCCCCACGGCCCAUCAUUUGGUCCAGUGACAACUGGUUGCACUCCGAUCUUUACGAACCGAUGAAGGGCAGGGUUCGUUUCACCGCACGCGAUCCCCAAAAUGGAGAUGCUUCUAUCACCAUUAGCAACAAGUUACCUAAAAUGGAGAAGAUGAUAACCAUGACCCUGAGGGUCAUGGAGCCGCCAAGUCAACCGAUAUGCAACUUGCAAGGGGAAUUCGCUCAAGGCAAUAACGUGACACUCACAUGCUUGUCUUUCCAUGGUGAAUUCCCACUGACGUACACCUGGGUCAAGAUCAACGGAAACCAGGUCCUCCCUGCCAAUGCCGUGGUGGACUCCGUCAGAGGCACCUUGCGCAUGGACAGUAUCAUCGAGCAGGACUGUGGAAGCUAUCGCUGCACAGCGGAGAGCUUGGUCGGAAGCAAAAGCUGUGAGCUCGUCCUCCCCUGUCCGGACGUGCCAGAAGCCCACGUGUCCUCCACACUGAUGAUGACCAUCUCCAUCUAG
Messenger RNA from Nerophis lumbriciformis (worm pipefish), 3387 nucleotides. The record is from RefSeq and is a predicted model, not a curated record. NCBI's taxonomy places the organism in Eukaryota, Metazoa, Chordata, Actinopteri, Syngnathiformes, Syngnathidae.